UAAACUCUGCAACACCACAGAGGGAGUUACAGCAGCUUUGUUGUCUGACAGCAGUAGACUAACGAAGCACAGUUUAGUGAAAAGCGACUGACAUUUAUUUUCACAUUUAUGCAUCGUAUAUUAUUUAUGCAGAUAAAACAUUUUUAUAGAAACGUUUGAAAAUUCGUUUUUUGACAACAUUGCUUUUUUUCAAUUUAAUAUUUAACAAUGUUUUGGUCGGUCAUCUGCGCAACUUUUCUCCUUUCUCCUUUAGUUUGCGAGGCAAGAACCAAGCGAUAUGUCAUCGGCUGUCCAGAUAAAUGUGACAAAUCUCUAUGUCCCCCGAUCCCUGCGGACUGCAUGGCCGGCGACAUACUUGACCAAUGCGACUGUUGUCCGGUCUGUGCGUCCGAAGAGGGUGAGGCAUGCGGCGGCACAGGGAGAUUAGGGGACCCGGAGUGCGGAGAGGGCAUGGAGUGCUCGAUAACGGACGGAAUUGGGGUGUCCGCCACAGUGAGGCGUCGGGGCAAAAGCGGUGUGUGUGUCUGCAAAGGUUCGGACCCGGUGUGCGGCAGCGACGGGGUGUCCUACCAAAACAUCUGCGAACUGAAGAGAGUGAGUAAUCGGGCUCUGAAGCUGCAGCAGCCACCGGUCAUCUUCAUACAGAGAGGAACCUGUGGCAAAGGCCAGGAGAAUCCAGACAGUCUGCGUCACAGAUACAACUUUAUUGCUGACGUGGUUGAGAAGAUUGCUCCUGCUGUGGUUCAUAUUGAACUCUACCGCAAGAUGGUAUUCUCUAAGCGGGAGGUGGCGGUGGCCAGUGGUUCUGGCUUCGUGGUAUCAGAGGACGGCCUGAUCGUGACCAACGCCCACGUGGUGGCCAAUAAGCACCGGGUGAAGGUGGAGCUGAAGAGUGGCGCUACCUUCGACGCCAAGAUCAAAGACGUGGACGAGAAGGCCGACAUCGCCCUCAUCAAGAUCGACGUCCCGAUGAAGCUGCCAGUGCUGCUGCUGGGUCGUUCAGCUGACCUGAGGCCUGGUGAGUUUGUGGUGGCCAUCGGCAGCCCCUUCUCCCUGCAGAACACGGUCACCACAGGUAUCGUCAGCACCACCCAGAGAGGAGGCAAGGAGCUGGGCCUGAGGAACUCUGACAUGGAAUACAUCCAGACGGACGCUAUCAUCAACUAUGGGAACUCUGGCGGACCCCUCGUCAAUCUGGACGGAGAGGUGAUUGGGAUCAACACACUGAAGGUGACAGCAGGAAUCUCCUUCGCCAUCCCAUCAGACAAGAUCCGUCAGUUCCUGGCAGAGUCCCAUGACAGGCAAUCUAAAGGUACAGAUUACCAAUCUAAAGGGAAAUUAUCAACAAGUAAGAAAUAUAUCGGUGUGAGGAUGAUGACUCUCACACCAAUGCUUGCAAAGGAGCUGAAGGAGAGACAAUCAGACUUCCCCGAUGUUACCUCAGGGGCAUAUGUAAUCGAGGUCAUCCCAAAAACACCAGCUGAGACAGGUGGCCUGCAGGAGAGUGAUGUCAUAAUCACCAUCAACAGCCAGCGAAUCACCUCGGCCAGUGACGUCAGCAGCUCCAUCAAGAGGGAAGACACACUGCGGAUGGUGGUCCGGCGGGGGAACGAGGACAUCAUGCUCACCGUCAUCCCAGAGGAGAUUGACCCUUGACUUCUCAGCAACCACGAGCUGGUUCUCAGUGUUGAAAAUCACGGACCUUAAACCGGGUGUGUCUGGAGCCACACCCUACCUUAGAACCUGUAACUACUAGUGUCUCCCCCCCUCCACUCCCCUCAAACUACAGAGGUCUGUGAGGCCCACACCUACCCCUCUGGGAGCUCAAAUGUGUCCAGGCUAAUAAAGACAUAUUUUAGCACCCCU
This is a messenger RNA of Oncorhynchus keta (chum salmon), 1866 nucleotides long. RefSeq names its product HtrA serine peptidase 1b (gene htra1b). Gene Ontology annotation, cellular component: extracellular region. The transcript is spliced from 9 exons. Bases 208 to 1656 code for a protein of 482 amino acids. Gene Ontology annotation, molecular function: protein binding; serine-type endopeptidase activity. Gene Ontology annotation, biological process: programmed cell death; positive regulation of apoptotic process; proteolysis. The record is from RefSeq and is a predicted model, not a curated record. Lineage: Eukaryota; Metazoa; Chordata; Actinopteri; Salmoniformes; Salmonidae.